Molecule: messenger RNA, 1107 nt
Organism: Trypanosoma theileri
Lineage: Eukaryota; Euglenozoa; Kinetoplastea; Trypanosomatida; Trypanosomatidae
Exons: 1
Coding region: 1-1107 (368 amino acids)
Source: RefSeq, a predicted model, not a curated record
AUGUCGACUACCUUUUCGACUGGGGUACCAAAUCUCUUCACAUCUCCCAUGACCGCAUUUGGUCCGCGCAGUUUAUUUCACUCUGCAGAACGACCUAAUGAAAGUACAUUGGGCGGCGCCACCUUCACACAGGAGGAUCGUCUCAUGCUGCAUCUACUCUACCAACAACAACAGGCCAUGCAGUUUCAGCUGCAGUCCAUCGCAUUAUCGAUACAACAGUUGAAUAUGACCAUGACUGGACUCCCCACACCUUCCGUUGCGGUGCCAGUGUACGGUAGUAGUAGUAGUGUAAAUGAUCCGAGUCCUUCCACAAAUGCCACUACGACUACAUCUGCCCCAGUGCAAACAAACACUUCAGUUCAUCAAACGAGAAAUACAGUGAAUUCCACUCCAUUUGAAACGAGAAGUGACCAGCGUAACCCUGAGAGCACUACAGAUCAUCAUUUGGAGAAUGCAUCUCAAGUAAAAGAAGUAUCACGCUCCUGCACCCCACCCCGCGAGGAUUCCGAUGCCUCUCGUCAUAGUCUCAUGAAUCACUCUAUGGACUCCGCGGCCCCGUGGGAUCCAGCGGCGGGAUCGCGUCACAGUAGUGUCAUUCAUGGAAGCCGGGGGGAAAAUCCACUUCUAUCCUCUUUGCGGGGUAAAUUACCAACACCAAACCGAUCAGCUGUAGGUUCUGUUUCGGCUGGUACAGGCUAUAGUGCAAGUGCAAACAUUAGCGCAUCAUUAGAAGACUCCAAACCCUCUAUUAGACCUACGCUUCAUCCUUCAUUAUCAUCAUCUUUCCAUACUGAACAAGAAUCGCAGAAUAUGUCUUCUUCUAGGAAUGUAGGUCCUCAUACUCAUCGACAGCAACGUAUCGUACUGGACAAUAGAAAGGUGGAACACCCACAACGUUCUCAAUCUAAUCUUGAGACUUCUACUGUAACUAAAAAUGAGAAGUCAGAGCAUAACAAGGACUGGAAUACUGGAAGUAGUCAACGAGAUCGUGUUGGUAAUGAGGAAUACGGUGAGACAAAUACAUCUGUUGUUGGAUAUGACUCACAGAGUGAUGGUUAUGGAAGUUACGAGACUAGAGAGUACUUAAAACGGGUAGGUAUCAUAUAA